GGGCCCCCCCCGCUGCCAGGCGCUGGGGCAGUGCCCGGCCGCCUCGCCGCUCCCUCGUUAUUUUUAUCUUGUUUGAUGGAAUUCAUCGCCUGGCACCUGCUGUGCUGCUGAGGUGUGCGUCCACGCCGCGGCCUGGAGGGGGGCCAGGCGCAGCCGGGGGGGCUGCCCGGGGCUGGCUCCGGGCCCCGCUCAGCCCUCGCACCUUCCCCGUGGAGCCGGCCGUGCUGCAGCACGGGGCAGCCCCUGAGCUGGCUCCGGGGCCGUGCGGCCGCUCAGCGCAGGUGGGAUCACCCAGCGCUCGGUGUGGGGCCGGCGGCCAAGGAGGGCUCUGUCCUCAGGUCCCCAUCUGCGGGUGGCCCAGGCCCCCCUGUGCCACCAGAGGCGCCUCCUGGAGCCCCAUCGCCCUGCUGUCCUCGCAGCUCCAGCGAGCAGUGCCCCUGCCCCAGCUGGGCGCAGCCCUCCCUGCCGGCCGUGCCAUCGUCCAGCCGCUGUGCGCCCGCUGCUCCGUGCGUGCUGCUCGAAGCAGCCUCCCUCACCCUGCUGCCACUCCCUCGGCGUAGCGGAGCCCUGAGCCAGGGCCGCGCUGGGGAGGUUUUCCGGCAGCCGGUUGCGCUGGGGCAUCCGGCAGCGCUGGGAGCUGCGGGGUUAGGCAGCGCUUCGCCUCCUGCAGCCCAGGCCAGGGGCCAGGAUGCCAGCAGAGCCCGGGCACGGCAGCAGCAGCACGUGCCCACGGCAGUGACCUGCCUGUCCCCGCCUGCGGAGCGGCCCCGCGCCCCGCCGUGGCCAUGCAGCCUGCAGCUGCCAGCAGCGAGGCCCAUCGGGGCCGCCAGCGGGGUGGCCUCAUUAGGCUUGGGUGUGCUCCAAGGCGCUCGGGGGCGGCAGUCUGAGGCAGCAGCCAGGCGGCCCCAGGCCCCACGCUUGGCCUGGCCGCCAGCCACGGCCGCCUCCCGCCUGCCCCCAGCACCGGGCAGGACAGCGGCUGCCUCCCAGAGGGAGCUGUGGGGUCAGCCCGGGGCCGGUCUCAGGUUUGGAGGGGCGCAGCGGGGGCGUCCAGCCCCGGGCUGCAGUGCCCUGCCUGGCCUCAGUGCUCCCUUGGGGUUAGGGUUAGGGUGCCCGGCCCCGCUGGGGCCCAGCCUGGCCGCCUGCAGGCAGGGCUGGACGUGCCCCUGCCCCAGCGGCAGUGCGCCCUCGGUGCCUGGCCCCUCUGCGUGGGGUGGGUGCAUGGGGGCCUGGGGAGGUUCUGGGGGUGCUGCUGUGCAGCAGUCUGCAGUGCUUGGGCUGGGCCCUGCUCUCUGAAAGAAAGGCUGCUGGGGCUGUCACAGGGAGGCCGUGGGGCCCCGGCACUCCCGGGGAUGCCUCCUGGGGCUCUGCUGUCCCCGGCGCCCUCAGCCCACCAGGGUGAGGAGCUGCGUGUGCAAACGGUCCCGGGUAGGGCUGGUCUGAGGGCAGCGGUGUCGGGCGCGGGGGAAGGACGCUGGGGCUGCUGGGGCCGGGGCCGUGAGCUCGCUGUGCCCUGGGUUUCCAAGAAGGGAGCAGAAACGCAGGGGGCUGGAGACCUGCCUGGGAACUGUCUCGCAAGGAGCGUUAGGAGCAAGUGGGGAGCCCACAAGGGCUGGGGGAAGGAGCGCGGAGCCAAGGGAGUUGCGUCGAAGAGGUCAAGGGUGUGGGAUAGGGCGGGAGCUGCCAGAAGCCCAGCUGGGCUGCACCCCGCAGAGCGCGCGGGGACACAGCAGCAGUCCUCACACCGAUAUGGAAACAAGGCGAGGGGCUGUGCCAGCGGCCGGGGAGCAGCGAGGACCCGGCCCCGGGCCUGGCACCGCGCAGGGCGGCGGUGGGGAGCAGUGGGGAGGGCACCACCGGAGAGCGGCUUCCCGAGGGAGGGAAUGGUCGGAGGCCUCGCGGGGCAGGGGCAGCACCCAGCCGGGCGCCCCGGGGCCCUGCCCUGCCCUGCCCCUGAGCCGUGCUGGUCGCAGGGGCCCUCAUGGGAGCCGGCGACGUGAUCGCGCAGCAGCUGGUCGAGCGGCGGGGGCUGCGCGAGCACCACGGCGGACGCACCCUGAGGAUGGUGGCGAUCGGCUGCUGCUUCGUGGGCCCCGUUGUGGGUGGAUGGUACAAGGUGCUGGACCGGCUCGUCCCGGGGGCCACAAAAGCCGUGGCUGUGAAGAAGAUGGUCCUGGACCAGGGCGGGUUUGCACCGUGCUUCCUCGGCUGCUUCCUCGCCAUCACAGGAGCCGUGAACGGUCUGUCUGUGGAGGAAAACUGGUCCAAGAUCCAGCAGGACUACGUGGAUGCCCUGCUCACCAACUACUGUGUAAGUGCUGGCGCGAGGUGAAGGCCGCCAGCCUGCCUCCCAGCCCCGGGCGCUGUGCUGGCUCUGCCCACCAGCGGGGCGGCAGGGCUGGGCUCCUCCGUGUCCCCAGUGGCCACCCUGUGCCCUGCCUGGGGGCUGCCAUGGGCUCAGAUCUGGCCACCGGUGCAGAUUGCCAACUUCUACUUCGUCCCUCUGAGCCACAGGCUGGCAGUUGUCCAGUGCGUGGCCAUUGUCUGGAACUGCUACCUCUCCUGGAAAGCAAAUCGGGUGUGAGGGGAGAGGCUGUGUCCCGGGGCUGCUCCCACUCCCUGUCUGCCUCCUGAGCGCACCACCUCCAGGCUUUGACGUGGUGGCCACGGAUGCGUGCAGGGCGCCAUCCCCGCUCUCUUUAUGGGACCCCUACUGCCUGCUGCUGCGGCCGUUGCUGCUGCUCUUGGGGGGAGCAGGUUUGGCCGGGGCCAGGGGCUGCUCCAGGGGGCCCUGUGGGGCUCUGCCUGUUGGUGCAUUCCUCCAUCCAUGCUCCCUGCUCUGCCCAGCCCUGCCCCGCACCUGGGGUGUUUCUCCUUGGGGGCAGCUCUGUCCUCUUCCAGUGGGCUGCUGGGGAAGGAUGAGGGCUUGGAGCAGCAUCGGCCUGGUGCAGACCCCGGUGUGCAGCACCACGGCUGGGGCACGGCUCUGCUCCGUGCUGCCCGGCCCCAGCCCCUCUGUCCCAGCAGCCACAGGCCCCGGCAGCCACUGCUGUUCUCCAGCUACACCUCCAGUGGGAACGGGAUUUCUGUGUAGCUCUACUCCUGACAGCCGGAGCACCCAAUAAACGGCGCUGUUCCCAGC
Messenger RNA from Cygnus olor (mute swan), 3142 nucleotides. RefSeq names its product mitochondrial inner membrane protein MPV17 (gene MPV17). NCBI's taxonomy places the organism in Eukaryota, Metazoa, Chordata, Aves, Anseriformes, Anatidae. The record is from RefSeq and is a predicted model, not a curated record. Gene Ontology annotation, cellular component: membrane; cytoplasm. The transcript is spliced from 6 exons. Bases 1750 to 2634 code for a protein of 294 amino acids.